This is a messenger RNA of Cladocopium goreaui, 1149 nucleotides long. Lineage: Eukaryota; Dinophyceae; Suessiales; Symbiodiniaceae. The record is from the annotation of a GenBank genome assembly.
AUGGAACAUGGCAUUUUCCAGAGUGAAGCUGGGCAUCAAUUGUCACAACUUGGACUUUCACAGGUUGGUUCCAAUGCUGCAGGUGUUGUAGUGGUUUCUCUCCAGGCAGCUGAGCCCUACCUCAAAGCCCAGCAUCCGAUCUCCUCAGGCCCUUUGGCCUUUUUCGUUGUCGAUUCACACGAUCUGCCCGUCACUCAGUUUGCUGUUGCUCCGGUUCGUGUUCCCCUGGUCUGUGCUGCCAAUUCGGAGCCUCUCUUGGUGGAUGGUCACAUGGUCCAACUUGGUGCAGUCGGUGUCCAGCGUGUACCACCACUUCAGAGAUGCCAAGAUGAGGAAUGCUGUGGGUGUGAGUGCUGGCAUUCAUCUGCGGACUUUCCCAUGUCAACACCUGUCUUGGAAUUGUGGGGGAAACAGUGGUUGCGUUUGGACUUCCGACAGACCUCCCCGGACCAGUCAGAGCUGUUUACUGCCCACUUGCGGCUGCCUGAGCACUUGCAGAUGCAGGUGCAAUACUUUUCAGGUCAUGAUGGUGUCUACUUGGAACCCAAAGCCAUUGAUGGACGUCAGCCUUCGCCAGAUUUCCAGGUGGUGUGGCUCCCCAAAGCGGACCAGUCCCAAGUGAUGUUGCAGAGACAGACAGUCAAGCAUGUAGUGGGAUUGGCCAGGAUGGGACAAAAGAUGGGUCUCAGGUGCAGAACUGAGCAUGAAGCCGAAGUCUUUUCCACAGUGAAACCAGGUCAUACCUUCUUGCCACCAGGCAAGCGUCAGAGUUUCCUGGUAGGGCCUUUUGCCUAUGGCACUUUGCAGUCGUCCGUUGCCCAGGGAUGGACAGCCAAACCUGUACAGGCUCUUGCUGCCAAAUCUCAUGUCCAGGGGUUGAUGUUUCGAGUUCAGUCCAUCCAGGACCCAAGUUGUAAAGUCAUUCGUAUGGCACAUGGGGACGUCAUGAUCUCGAAAGAAGAUGAAGUGCAGAUCCCUGAUCGUCCAACACCGAAAGUCGUUGCCACCAUGGCCACGGAAUCCAUUGUGGCCAAACCGAUUGAAGCUGAUUACAUUCAGCUGAAUGACCCAUGGGCCAAAGCUGCUGGAAGAUUGGCCCCUAAAGCCGCUUCAUUCCAGAUUGGCAACCCUUUGGAAGACAUGGCUUAG